Molecule: messenger RNA, 429 nt
Organism: Staurois parvus
Lineage: Eukaryota; Metazoa; Chordata; Amphibia; Anura; Ranidae
Source: the annotation of a GenBank genome assembly
CAGUCUGACUCGUUGGUGGUGUGUGAUGUGGACCCUGAGCUGAAAGAACGUCUGAGGAAAUUCCGUUUCAGGAAGGAGACCAACAAUGCUGCCAUCUUCAUGAAGAUUGACAAGGACAAACAGCUGGUGGUCUUGGAAAAAGAGUUUGAGGGAUAUUCCCCUGAUGACCUACAGAAUGAACUACCAGAACGUCAGGACACAUUUCUGGUAUACAGUUACCAGUACAAGCAUGACGAUGGGCGCGUCUCAUACCCACUGUGCAUGGUCUUCUCCAGUCCAGCCGGUUGUAAGCCUGAGCAGCAGAUGAUGUACGCAGGAAGUAAGAACAGACUGGUACAAACCGCCGAGCUUACUAAGGUAUUUGAAAUUAGAAACACCAGCGACCUUACAGAGGAAUGGCUAAGGGAGCGCCUGGCUUUCUUCCGUUGA